Messenger RNA from Penicillium digitatum Pd1, 903 nucleotides. Lineage: Eukaryota; Fungi; Ascomycota; Eurotiomycetes; Eurotiales; Aspergillaceae. The record is from RefSeq and is a predicted model, not a curated record.
AUGAUGCGACCGCGCGACCCCCGCAUAAGACAACGGAUUAAUCAGAUCUCCCAUAACCUUGAGACCGCCAACGAAACCGCGCAAGAGGGGCUUUAUACUUUCUCCCACAACUACAUAUCCCCGUGUCUUGCAUCCAUUGGAAACUGUGUGGCUGUAUGUACAGCACCUUGCCUCCCGAGCCGAGAAGACCACCUAAGGCGGAGACGACGUGGUCAAACAGAAGCAAACUUUGACUUCUACGACGACUGGGCCAAUGAAGAAGAAGACGAUGGCUUAAUUCGAUGGGGUUCUGGUGAACUUGACCGUCUCCUUGCUGGCAGCGGGCUGGCGCGGGGAGCUGCUGACCAGCCGCGUCGGCCCAGGAAGAUGAGCUACGGGACACGCAACACGAGGCGAAGGAGCACCGUGCACCUUCCGGACAAUCGCGACGACCCGACUGUAAUUCCUAGCUCUUCGCUCCUCGGCUUCCUCGAGCGCUUUCCAUGGAGAUUUGGUGCAAGGGGGGUCAAGUAUCGGCCUUCGGCUGCUGAUCUCCAAGAACACCCUGGUGCCCGGCGCUAUGCGCACGAAGGCGAGCCGCUCAUGGAAACUAUGGAUGUUGAUUAUGAUAACGAAAAUCAAUUGUCACCAACCCCUAAUAGCAGGAAUCGCAGUUCCACGCAAUCUUCUCGUGGAACGUACAACUCACUUAGGUCGCGCGGGGAUCUAUUCCCUAGUGAUGAGGAGGAAGAUGCUGUGCCCCUUGAUGAUGAGUUUGCACUUGCGUUCGGGCGCCGGGGAACGGGCUUGGAAUCGGAUGACCAGUCCAGGGCGAGGACUGAAAUCGCACAGUCUGCAUCCACGUCCAGCUUAGGCGCCUCAUCCUCGAAAAAGGCAAAAACGGAAGAAGAAGUGCUCCCCUAG